This is a messenger RNA of Maylandia zebra (zebra mbuna), 1713 nucleotides long. The record is from RefSeq and is a predicted model, not a curated record. NCBI's taxonomy places the organism in Eukaryota, Metazoa, Chordata, Actinopteri, Cichliformes, Cichlidae.
AUGGCGUCGCAACUCUGCCAGGACGGCGGCUCGCAAGGCGAGUUGAACCGCCGAGAGGGAGAGGAAGAAGAAGCAGGCGCCGACCCGGGGCGGGGGACUCGGGAGAUUUGGCAAGAGGACGACGCCGGCCGCGCUGCAGGUGGCGUUCAUGAUCCUGGGCGCGAUCGCGGAGCUGUCGGACGAGGCCCCACCGAAGAGGCCGUGGCGGCGGCGCGAGACGAGGCCUCCACGUUCAUGGCCUACUUCCCGCCGGAGAUAGAGGACUCGGUGAUCGCCAUGACCAACCUGGAAGCGGACAGGCGCAGGCCCGCCAUCGACGGAUGGAAGCCCAUGGGCCGCGUCGAGUUCCGAGCCUACGUGGGGCUGCUCAUGCUCGCCGGCGUGUACAGGUCCCGGGGAGAGGCCUGCGAGAGCCUGUGGCACGCCGAGAGCGGCAGGUCCGUGUUCAGAGCCACGAUGCCGCUCAAGACUUUUCGAGCCUACUCGAGCGCGCUGCGCUUCGACGACAGGGAGACCAGACGAGCCGGGCGAGGCGACGGCAAUGGCGGCGAUAGCUACGACAAACUGGCCCCCAUCAGAGCCGUGUGGGAUGAGUGGUGCGCGAGGUUGCCCGCCAUGUACCGCCCGGGACCGGAGGUCACCGUCGACGAGAGACUGGUGCCGUUCAGAGGACGGUGUCCGUUCAGACAGUACAUGCCCAGCAAGCCGGCCAGGUACGGGAUCAAGAUAUGGGUGGCGUGCGACACACGUUCCAGCUAUGCGUGGAAGAUGCAAGUCUACACCGGCAAGCCCGACAAGCGCGGCCCUCCCGAAAAGCACCUGGCCACUCGAGUGGUCGUGGACCUCACCGAGGGACUGACUCCGGGACGCAACGUCACACCCGAGAUCCCCAGAGAGCUGCGCUGCGUCAAGGGCAGGGCCGUGGGCUCCGUCGAAUCCGUGGUACUCGGCGGCUCCGCGGGACGAGGAGGAGGAGGACGACGAGGGCCCGACACGAUCAUCCUCUCCAACGUGGCCAAGAAGAACAAGAACGUGCUGCUCCUCACCACAGCUCCCCGUUACCACCAUCGCUCCGGCCCCGAGCCCCGGCCUAGCCGCCGCAUCGGCGACAGCAACAGCAGCAGCAGCAGCAGCGGCGGCGGCAACAGAAGCAGUGGCGGCAACAGAAGCAGCGACAGAAGCGGCGCAAAACCGCCCUUGGUGCUGCAUUACAACCGCACCAAGGGAGGCGUCGACAACCUGGACAAGGUCGUGAGCACGUACAGCUGCAGGAGAAACACCCGCAGGUGGCCCGUGGCCCUUUUCCACAACAUGGUCGACGUGGCGGCCUACAACGCGUUCGUGCUGUGGAGGGAAAUUCACCCCGACUGGAUGCCGGGCAAGCUCAACAGACAACGGCUCUUCCUCGAGCGACUGGGCAAAGCGCUCGCGCGCCCCAUGCUCGAAGCCAGGGCGUUAGCGCGAGGACCGGGAGGAGGCAGAGUCGCGGCCCGAGGCACUACCGCCGAGGCAGCCUCUAACGCUACGCCGCGCGACUCCUCUCCGGUCAAGAGGCGAAGGUGCCGCGUGUGUCCCAGGAGCAAAGACGUCAAGACCAAGAUCCUGUGCCGCGAGUGCCGAGUGCACGUGUGCACCAACUGCGCCGUCACGUACUGUCCCAACUGCGCCGCUUCUUCCCGCACCGCCGCUCCCCAGACGCCAUCGACGCCGUGA